UUUGUUUGGAUAACUGAUAACACAAAAGACAACGGUUCUGAAAUCUGUGACACGUCAUCAAUAUUUUCUCGGGGAAAGUACUCGUUACAUCAAUUUAACUAUUAACUUGUGAAUGAAUAACGUUGACUAGCCUUUUGUUUCUCCAACUAAACAGAACCAAAGAAAAUUAUAUAAUUUAUUAUGUCAAAUUCAUGUGAUUUCGCAACUAAAGCUAUCCACGUUGGUAAUGAAGCUGAUCAAUGGAAGUGCCACGCUGUGGUACCUCCUAUAUUUCUCUCUACGACGUUUGAAGAAAAAGAACCUGCAGUUACUUAUGCAAGGUUAUGAUUACUCAAGAGCAGGCAACCCAACUCGUGAAUGUUUUGAGAAAUGUAUAGCAUCCCUAGAAAAUGCUAAGCAUGGUAUACAAAUUCUUUUGAUGUGUUGCUCUGCAUCUGGCUUGGCAGCUCUAGCAACAAUCACACACUUGUUAAAAGCUGAUGAUCAUGUUGUUGUGUGUGAUGAUGUUUAUGGAGGAACAAAUCGAUACUUUUCGAAGGUUUCAACCAGAUUCAACUUAGAGAUCAGUAUGGUUGAUGUGACUGACAUCGAAAAAUUAAAGCUUGCCAUCAAGUCAAACACAAAGAUGGUAUGGAUCGAGACUCCUACAAAUCCUUUGUUGAAACUAAUUGACAUUCAAGCUGUGGCUGAUGUUGCUCAUAAACAUGAGGGAAUUCUUGUAGUUGUUGACAACACAUUUAUUACCCCAUAUUUUCAGAAUCCACUUGAACUUGGUGCAGAUAUUGUCACUCAUUCUAUCACAAAAUACAUCAAUGGACAUGCUGAUGUUGUCAUGGGUUUCAUUGCUACUAACAAUGACAUAAUUCAUGAGAAACUACGUUUUUUACAAAAUGCAAUGGGUGCUGUUCCUGGUCCCUUCAGCUGCUAUCUAGCUUUACGUGGAGUCAAGACGUUGCACUUGCGUAUGCGUGAACAUGAAAAGAAUGCAUUUGAAGUGGCAAGGUUUUUGAACACAUCACCACAUGUUAAAAAAGUUGUUUAUCCAGGUUUAGAAUCUCAUCCUCAACAUGAAUUGGCAAAAAAGCAAAUGUCAGGUUUUGGAGGCAUGGUCACUUUUUUUAUAAAUGGUGAUAUUGAAACGGCAAAGAGUUUUUUCAAACAUUCAAAGAUUUUCACUCUUGCUGAAAGUUUAGGCGGUUAUGAAAGUUUGGCUGAGCAUCCAGCUUUGAUGACGCAUGCUUCGGUACCUCAAAAUGAACGUGAAGUGCUUGGUAUUUCUGAUUCUCUGAUUCGUUUAUCUGUUGGCCUCGAAAGUGGUAAAGAUUUAAUUAAAGAUUUAGAUGAAGCUUUAAAAGCUGCUUGUGCUUGAACAUUACAUGUCAAACAUCAUGUUGGAUUUUGUGUUAUUCAUAUUCAAUAUAUAAUCUCAGUGAUAUCUUUCUGUCGUGACGUUUUUUGCUCACGAUAUAAAUCAACUGAACUCAAUGAAGAUGAAACUGGAUGGGGAAUAUGACAUAUUUUAGGAUUUUAAGGCGUAUUUACGUAUGUUUAUAUAGUAAAUAUUUACCAAAUAUCUAUAAAUAAAGCUGAUGAAAUAGUUUUUAUUUCCAGCUACACAUCCAUCCAUAUGUACGCUCUGCCUAUCUAUACUAAUGAUUUGCUUUUAUGUCAUCGUCUUAAUCGUCAUCAAAAUUAUAUUUUUCCUCUCUAUGAAA
Xenia sp. Carnegie-2017 is the source of this 1715-nucleotide messenger RNA. RefSeq names its product cystathionine gamma-lyase-like. Gene Ontology annotation, biological process: transsulfuration. The transcript is spliced from 14 exons. Gene Ontology annotation, molecular function: pyridoxal phosphate binding; cystathionine gamma-lyase activity. Bases 227 to 1369 code for a protein of 380 amino acids. Gene Ontology annotation, cellular component: cytoplasm. NCBI's taxonomy places the organism in Eukaryota, Metazoa, Cnidaria, Anthozoa, Malacalcyonacea, Xeniidae. The record is from RefSeq and is a predicted model, not a curated record.